AGAGAUGGCAAUCAAAUAAGUUCAACUUCCAGUAUUACUCUGCUGUUCGUGCAGAAGAAAAUGUUGGAAAGUUGCUGAGCUGUCAGAAAUCAUCACUAUGCUUGGACACGUCGGACAGGAUCACUUGGCAGGACUGCUCCUGUCCAUACUUGGUCAGUCUUAAGCUGGGCAGUGAUUCCCUCAGCUGUACAACUAUUACAAGUUUUCAGGCAUUGUCUGUGUCUCGAAGGAUGGAGAUGAAAAAUGAAGAUCUGGGCUCCACUUUUACAGAAGUCAAGAGCGAUCUGGAGUGCAAAACAAGCAGUAUUUCGGAAUUGUGGGUGUAUAUACUUACUGAGAGUCAACAGGUUUCGUGUUUGGAGGGCAGAUAUCAUUUCAGCAUACGUUUUCAGGAGCUGAUGAAAAUGAUGGAAGAAAUGGAAAAGGCCAUUAUAAAGGAAAAAAAUGGAAUAUUGGAAGAAAGUAAACAAAUCAUAGAACAUGACAAACUCAUGAAGGGCAUGCAGAAAAAAAUAUACCAAUUCUUAAGAGUGGAAAGCCUUAAACAAGUUGAGAUCAGCCAACAAGGUGAGAAGGUGGAUGACUGCUCUAGCUCGUCCACUCAGAAAAUACCCAUGGUGAAACAGACCCAGAAAUCAAUGAGUGGCUACCCAAAAAAAGUUUAUUCCUGUACUAGGAACUGUCUGUGGCUCUUUGGCAGGUCCUUAAAACUAUCCAUCCGCUGUUCCAUUGGAGUGCUCUUGUAUUAUAAGUGUUUACCUGAUUUGGUCUGGCUAUGUCAUCAAAUGAAUAGCAUCUUCCAGCAGUACCUAACUUGUGAACAUCCUUUCUAAUGAUAGAAGAUAAAUUCUGGACUGGC
This is a messenger RNA of Gallus gallus (chicken), 859 nucleotides long. RefSeq lists its product as uncharacterized. Lineage: Eukaryota; Metazoa; Chordata; Aves; Galliformes; Phasianidae. Bases 231 to 833 code for a protein of 200 amino acids. The transcript is spliced from 9 exons. The record is from RefSeq and is a predicted model, not a curated record.